Torulaspora globosa is the source of this 1560-nucleotide messenger RNA. RefSeq names its product catalase A (gene CTA1). Gene Ontology annotation, biological process: response to hydrogen peroxide; hydrogen peroxide catabolic process. The coding region runs from base 1 to 1560 and encodes 519 amino acids. The record is from RefSeq and is a predicted model, not a curated record. The transcript has a single exon. Gene Ontology annotation, cellular component: cytoplasm; peroxisome; mitochondrion. Gene Ontology annotation, molecular function: catalase activity; heme binding. NCBI's taxonomy places the organism in Eukaryota, Fungi, Ascomycota, Saccharomycetes, Saccharomycetales, Saccharomycetaceae.
AUGUCAGGUAGAGGUGAAGGUGAAGGAAAGGGUAAUGACAAUACCAACAGCUCAGAGGUAAGGAAGGACAGAGUGGUGACUACGGUGGAGGGGAUGCCAAUCAACGAGCCGUUUGCCACUCAGCGGGUUGGUCAGCAUGGUCCACUUCUGAUGCAAGAUUCGAGUUUGAUCGAGCUGUUGGCUCAUUUCAACAGAGAGAGAAUACCGGAGAGGAAUCCGCACGCUCACGGGUCCGGUGCAUUUGGGUACUUUGAGGUGACUGACGACAUUACGGACAUUUGUGGGUCUGCGAUGUUCAGCGAGAUCGGCAAGAGGACCAGAUGUCUAACGCGGUUUUCGACCGUUGGUGGCGAAAAGGGGUCGGCGGACACCGUGAGGGACCCUAGAGGGUUUUCAACGAAGUUUUACACGGAGGAAGGAAAUCUGGACUGGGUGUACAACAACACGCCCAUCUUCUUCAUUCGUGACCCGGCGAAAUUCCCACAUUUCAUCCAUACGCAGAAGAGGAACCCUCAAACCAAUCUGAAGGAUCCAGAUAUGUUUUGGGAUUUCUUGACUACGCCGGAAAACCAGGUUUGCAUUCACCAGUUGGUGAUUCUGUUCUCGGACCGGGGGACACCGGCUAGUUACAGGCAUAUGAACGGGUACUCUGGUCACACUUACAAAUGGUCCAACAAGAAGGGAGACUGGCACUACGUACAGGUUCACAUCAAGACCGAUCAGGGCAUCAAGAACUUGACAAACGAGGAGGCUAUGAGGAUCGCGGGUGAGAACCCGGACUUUUGCCAGAAGGACCUGUUCGAUAGCAUCGAGAAGGGGAACGCGCCAAGCUGGACCGUUUUUAUACAGACCAUGACCGAGCAGGAGGCCAAGAGGCUGCCUUUCUCUGUAUUUGACUUAACUAAAGUUUGGCCGCACAAACAGUUCCCCUUGCGUCGUGUGGGAAAGCUGGUGUUGAACGAGAACCCUCAGAAUUUCUUUGCGCAGGUCGAACAGGCCGCCUUUGCACCCAGCAACACUGUACCAUAUCAGGAGGCCAGUGCAGAUCCAGUUUUGCAGUCCCGCCUGUUUGCGUAUUCGGACGCUCACCGCUACAGACUAGGACCAAACUUCAACCAGAUCCCUGUCAAUUGCCCUUACGCUUCUCGUUUCUUCCACCCGGCCAUUCGAGAUGGUCCCAUGAAUGUUAAUGGUAAUUUCGGUGCCGAACCAAAUUAUCUAGCCAACAGUAAGCAGUACCAGUUCCUGCAACAGGAAAGACCCAUUCAACAGCAUCAGGAGGUCUGGGCAGGCCCGGCUACUCCAUUCCAUUGGGCAACUUCUCCAGGUGACAUUGAUUACGUCCAGGCCAGAGACCUUUACAGAAAAGUUUUAGCCAGGCAGCCAGGUCAGCAGGAGAACCUCGCUCACAACAUUGGUGUCCAUGUUGCGGGCGCACGACCCGACAUCCAGCAGCGUGUUUUUGAGAUGUUUGCUCGCGUCGACAAGCAGCUGGCCGCUGAUAUCAGAAAGGAAUGUAGUGCUGCUUCGUCCGGAUCCGAGCUACGUUCCAAACUGUGA